This is a messenger RNA of Anopheles funestus (African malaria mosquito), 3544 nucleotides long. RefSeq names its product katanin p60 ATPase-containing subunit A1 (gene kat-60L1). NCBI's taxonomy places the organism in Eukaryota, Metazoa, Arthropoda, Insecta, Diptera, Culicidae. Bases 1169 to 3112 code for a protein of 647 amino acids. Gene Ontology annotation, cellular component: microtubule cytoskeleton. The record is from RefSeq and is a predicted model, not a curated record. Gene Ontology annotation, molecular function: microtubule binding; ATP hydrolysis activity; ATP binding. Gene Ontology annotation, biological process: microtubule severing. The transcript has 5 exons.
GAAUAUUUUAAGCGAUUUCGUUUAACUUCUCUUCCCAUAUGUUUAAAACUACUUAAUUAUAAAACUCAGUACAUGACAAUCCACUCAGAAGAUGUAUGGUCUGGUGGACAAUUACUAUGCAUGGAAAAAAGAAAAAAAAACACCAAAAACUGCACUUCCACUUGUGCACCAAACAUACGGUGACCAUCCCCUUUUAAAUGAACUGACCGUCAGUCAGUCGGCUGCCGGUGCUUGAAAUCUGCGCAUGUCCUUGCAUCGGGCAAGUGUCAAUGUGCUCACCAUGCAUGAAGUCUCGUGAAAUCUUCUGCACGUUCUGCACCCAACGCAAUUGUAACACGCAAGAUGUGAACGCCACAAUAUCUUCCGGAUUUGCACUCUUCAUAAGUUCUCGAUAAAUGAAACGUUUGUUCUAAAACCGUCUAGUGGAACUAUUAGCAAGAUUGCUUUGUAUCUGUCGUGUGAUGAGACUCAUCGAACCGCAGCAUCCGGUAUUAGAAGAUUUCCGUUUUGAGUGAAGAAUCUGACUUGUUCCUGUUGCUUUUUGGUUGGUAAAUUGAUCACAAACAUUUGCUUAAAGGGGACCACCACCCUUGUAGUUGAUUCGAUUAAAUGUGACCAUAGAAAGGUAGUAGUGGGUGGCUUAUCAUUGCCAAGGUUUCGUGCUAGUGUUGCUUAUGCUUGCUUUGUGUGAUCUUGGUGUGGUCGUCUAAACACUUUAAUUGAGUGAAAUGUGGACGAGUGAAGCUGGAUGCUGAUGUCAUUCAACUAACCACAAAAAGAUAUUACAAAUAUCAUAUCGCUUUCCGUGUUUGAUGUGAUGUAGUAGAAUCCGAAGUGCAAUUUACAUGAUAUAAAGGCUGAUAACAAGUUGACCAAUGUGUCUGUGUGUCUUAAGCUCAUAAAAGUGGAAGUGUUUUUGUCCCAUCUUUUGGUCGCUUUUUGAUAGGUAAUAUUUUGUACGGAAUCGAUUUUUGUAACAGCCCCCAACCGGAUUGGUACUAUCUUGUGGAUGUGUACUAUUUCCUUCCUGAAAGCAAAACAACUGUGCCAAACAUCCUGCACACCAUUGUUCUCCGUGCCAUCCGUUCGGAAUUUUGUUGCGACCAGUUCUAAGUGCUAAAGCGCCUGUGUGUUUGCUUGUGUUGUGGACUAGAAGGUGUCUCGGAGGAUGAGACGGGACGAAACGUACCGGCGCAUCACGCGCGAAAAAGUGGUCGUGAGAGGAAACACCACCAUCCGGACACUGGAUUCAACAGUUUCCUUUCUGCCAAUCGUAGAAUCUUCCGCACCAUCAACGUCCGGCUUCCAGCAUAUGGCCCGCAUGAUGGACACUUUGAUCCUGGAUAAUUUGGCACCAUUUGCCUUUACGAAAAUCACGACCACGCAUCGCCCGACACGGAUCAGUGGUGGCAGUGGCGGUGGAGGUAGCGGCAGUGGUGGCAGUGGUUCAGGCAGCAAUGGUGUCCCCGGUGGAGGAGGAAGUGGAGGCGGUGGAGUUGGAGUUGGUGGCGGUGGUCUCAUUGAUGCACGGUCCGGACCACUGGGUGGCAUGGGACAGGAAGGUAUGCUACGCAGCGGACCAGGAGGCCACGGAGGCAGUGGUGGCAGUAUGGGCGUAAAGAAGGCAACCAGCACAAGCAACGUUAGCAAUCUGAUCGGUGCCGGGACGGUCAGCACGUCCACGAUUCGGGUGAACCUGCAGAAGAACAAAAUACCGACACAAGGUCAGUGCGGUCCGCUACCUGGUGAGGUGCAUCCGAAUCCACGCCAUGCCAAUCUGGCGGCGAACGCUUCGUCCCCUCCAACGGCGACAGAUUCUCGCUGGAUCUCGUCACUUCGGCGGCGCGAUCCAGAACUCCAACCGACACUGCCCUCGAUCAAUCACUCCAAUCACCACAGUACCUCAUCGCUGACGCAGCAAAACAGCAUCGGCUAUACCAGCUCCUCCAACACACCGAACACGGAUCGACGCAGCAGCCGUACGAGCGGCCAGAAGUCAUCCCUACGCAAAAGCCGCUCGGUCGAACGCAUCCGGGCCCGCAAAUUGGCCACCUCCAAGAUCAAGGAGCGUCCGAAGAAAUCUUCCUCCGAGGAAGGUGGUGGUUCGGACGAUCAGGAAGUUACCUCGGUGGAGGAGAACUCACCGCAACAGCAACACUCGCCGGUAAAGCGCGUCGACAAGUCGAAAAUGUUUAACCCGAUCGGUUACGAACCGCACCUGAUCGAUACGCUCGAGAAGGACAUGCUGCAGAAGAACCCGAACGUACAGUGGAACGAUGUGGCCGGAUUGAACGAAGCGAAAGCAAUCCUCCAAGAAGCGGUCGUACUACCGGUUAUACUGCCGGACUUUUUCCGUGGCAUUCGCCGACCGUGGAAGGGUGUGUUGAUGGUGGGCCCACCCGGUACGGGGAAAACGAUGCUCGCGAAAGCGGUCGCCACGGAGUGUGGGACGACAUUUUUCAACGUAUCGUCCAGCACGCUAACGUCCAAGUAUCGGGGCGAAAGCGAGAAGCUGGUCCGGUUGCUGUUCGAAAUGGCACGCUUCUACGCUCCCAGCACGAUCUUCAUCGACGAGAUCGAUUCGCUGUGCGCCUGUCGGGGUAGCGACUCGGAGCAUGAGGCUAGCCGGCGCUUCAAGGCGGAACUGCUGAUACAGAUGGAUGGAUUGAAUGCGGCCAAUGAUGAUAAGGUGAUCAUGGUGCUGGCUGCAACGAACCAUCCCUGGGACAUUGAUGAAGCAUUCCGGCGCCGGUUCGAGAAGCGCGUCUACAUUGGUCUUCCGAACGAUAACACUCGCAAGGCACUGCUAGAGCUCUGCCUGAAGGGAGUAAACAUUUCACCGGAUUUGAACACGGACACGAUCACGGAACAGCUGAGCGGAUACACCGGUUCCGAUAUCGCAAAUGUGUGCCGCGAUGCCGCAAUGAUGGCCAUGAGACGGCACAUCAACGGGUUGAGUCCGUCAGAGAUCAAGAUGAUACGCCGGGAGGAAGUCGAUCUACCGGUUACGGCACAGGACUUCCAGGACGCGAUGGUAAAAACACGCAAGUCCGUCUCGGCAAACGAUGUUGCCCGGUACGAAACCUGGAUGGAUGAGUAUGGAUCGUGCUAGUGCUACGUGUAACAGGUUCACGAAAGGAAAGCCUCUACCAGUCAUCCGCUCACACCUCAAUCCGACUCAAAGACUCCUCGUACUGUAGUUGUAGCUAAGCAAAUUCACGACAUCAGAAACACCAUUCAAAGUGAAAGAAGUGAGAAAUGUUCUGGAGGAUAAAUAAUGAGUUCCAUAAGCUUCAUCGUCGUUGUCUUAUUUUGGAUACAUCAAGUAGAAGGCAAAGCGCAUCGACAGGACCACAAAAACGGAGAUGAGAGUCAGCUCAGUUAAAUAGAUAUCGAAUUGCUUACACGAUCACACCAUUCCUAAUUUAUUUUGUAACAUUUUUGUGUUAAAUUUAAAUGUUUAACCGGUUAAUGUGUUUGUAAAGCAAAUCUGUUUCCUUUCCAUAUGAAUAGUCCCAAUAAAUCGCUCAUGUUAAUCACUAAA